Messenger RNA from Dothidotthia symphoricarpi CBS 119687, 2196 nucleotides. RefSeq names its product kinase-like protein. Bases 1 to 2196 code for a protein of 731 amino acids. Gene Ontology annotation, molecular function: protein serine/threonine kinase activity; ATP binding. The record is from RefSeq and is a predicted model, not a curated record. Gene Ontology annotation, biological process: protein phosphorylation; mitotic DNA damage checkpoint signaling. The transcript has 2 exons. Gene Ontology annotation, cellular component: nucleus. NCBI's taxonomy places the organism in Eukaryota, Fungi, Ascomycota, Dothideomycetes, Pleosporales, Dothidotthiaceae.
AUGUCCAAACGCUUCCUGCUUGACCCGUUGAAGGUCUUCCUACGCUCACCUUCUGAAAAGAAGUAUCGGUGUCAUUGGUGUCAUGAACGAUUCAGGAACCAAGUGAAGUUGUCAGAACACUUACAGAGCACGGAAGAGAAAAUUUCAGGCAAUAGGCAGGAAUGUGUACCAAUUUCCUACUGCGAUUGGUGCAACGCACGAUUUAGGACACAUUUCCAUCUGCUAUGGCAUAUUCGAGGCACAACCAGGUCCACUUCUCCUAUGGGGCAACAAUGUCUUCUGGAUCCACCGGACCAUGAACCCAGGUUAUUGCAAGCCGACGAUGGUUCGGCAUCGAAAGAGGUAUAUGGUACUGAGGUGGCGGAGCGGAUUUUACACCACGACAAGACGAGUCUGAAUGAGCCUGUUGAAGGAAACGGCUACACAAAUACAUGGAUGGCUUCUACUUUCGAACCGAUUGUCGAGGAAGACGAAAGUCAAGACGUGACGUCUUCGGAAAUGCUAGUGGUUCAAGUUGAGAAGGAGCAAGAAGUUGAAGUUGGAAGCGCAUCUGUGGGGCUGGAAAGCGGUGAUGCAAAAGCUGGAGAGGACAAGGGGAUUGUUACCAGGGCGUUGCCGUCUUCAAUCGGCUUGGAUAUCUUACAGAGCCGGGCAGCUGAAGAUCCGAAUGAUCUUGACACAGACUCGUCGACUGUCCCAGACAAGAUGUCAGAUCGAUCUUACUAUCCUGAUAGGAGCUUUCUGUUGUCGACAACCGACCUACCUUCCCUCGACUAUUCGCGAAAUGCUCGGGCGAGUCGCAUACCCUCUGCUGACAUCAACUUGUUGAAUGGGCUCAGUCCCAAUAAUUCGACGGCGUCCAAUCAUAACAUACCUCGAGUACACACCAAUGGAACAUCUAUCGCCUAUGCCGUUGAGGAGAUUACUCAUGAAGUAUGCGAUCUUAUUAUCUGGAUUGCGGAUGGGUCCGCAGAGCGAAGUGUACUCACAGAUGCUAUUGCCCGACGUGUACUGUGCUUUGUAGUCGAUGUGUAUGAUGUAAGAUAUCUCUUCAAUCAGGUGGAAUCCUAUGUCUGCAAAAUCAGCAGCGGGCCUUUGGAUACAAGAGCAGCCACAGUGUUCAGCAGUCGAUGGCUGGAUCAUCUGAAAUCUCGUGGCUUACUGCUAGAUCCUCAGUAUGAGCUAAACUGGUCGGGUCGAGGCCAGCACGUCGAGUACGAUCCAAAGGAUGAGGGAAGCAUUCCGUUGACCACUGAAAAGAUCCUCGGACAUAGUGCGACAGCGAUCGUGGAUAGCGUUAAGUGUCGACGCAUCAGGCUCGCGCGCAAGAAAAUCAGAUGUACCCGACGCCUAACUAAGGAGGCGGUCAUCGUGGAAGUUGAGCAUCUACAUCGACUGCAACAUUUUCAUGUAUUGCGUGUUGUUGGUACAUACACGUUACGGAAGGAUCUAGCAAUUAUGCUGUACCCGGCAACUCCAUGGAACCUUGAUGAAUUUAUGGAUGAGUUACUGGACACUCGAAGCGUUUUGAACACAGAUGUUCUACUGACUGGAACCUGGCGCAAGCGUACGUGUGUCGAAGCGUUGAAAACUUUCUUCGGCUGCCUGGCACACUCCUUGAUGUUCAUACACAGCAAGAACGUGAAGCACAUGGACAUUGAGCCGAAAAACUUACUCGUUUGCAAACAUGGUGAUACAUAUAAGAUCUACGUCGCCAAUUUUGGAAUCGCACGCGCGUACAAAUGUGCCACGGACUCCGAGACCGACUCGCCAACAGCCUUCACCCGCAGGUAUGCAGCGCCUGAGGUUGUGACCCAGGACACACGAGGCUUCAGUGCAGACGUCUUCUCCCUAGGUUGCGUAUUUCUUGAGAUGUUAGCCACGGUGAUUUCUGACCCGUCACGCAACGAGCGUCAGAGGCUUGCAGACACCCGCACAUCGGACUCUGGAGAUUCGUCAUUCAACGCGAAUCUUACUGCUGUUCGAACUUGGUUUCAGACAAUGUUUGAGACAAAGAAACUUGAAGAUGAUCGUCUUCCCACAGAUGUACUUGCCGUGGUCCCCGAGAUGAUUCAAUAUUCGCCCCAGCAAAGGCCUUCGGCGGCUGAACUCAACACUAAGCUUUCCACACUUGGCUGUGGAGCGUGUGAUACAGGACCGGAACCGUUUGAAGCAGCAGAUACAACGCGGGCAUAA